This is a messenger RNA of Salvia miltiorrhiza (redroot sage), 2716 nucleotides long. RefSeq names its product ABC transporter G family member 6-like. NCBI's taxonomy places the organism in Eukaryota, Viridiplantae, Streptophyta, Magnoliopsida, Lamiales, Lamiaceae. Gene Ontology annotation, cellular component: membrane. The record is from RefSeq and is a predicted model, not a curated record. Gene Ontology annotation, molecular function: ATP binding; ABC-type transporter activity; ATP hydrolysis activity. Bases 280 to 2487 code for a protein of 735 amino acids. The transcript has a single exon.
AGAGCUAACCCCUACUAUGCCAUUUAUAAGGUUGGCCACCUCUUUUGCUUUCUUAGACAAAACACAUCUCCCUAUUAAUUCCUACUUUCUUUUCUUGUUUAAUCUAAAUCUAAAUUUAAAUUUAAAUUUAAUUGUGCUCAUCUCCUAUUAAACACCACAUUAAACCCCUCUCUCUCUCCCUCUCCCUCUCCACCAACACCAUUCGAUCAUCGUCGCCGCCGCCGCCUCCGCGGCCGAUUUUUUUCACACACAACACACAGUGCAUGCGCGCGAUACGACAUGUCAAGAGUCGUAUCGCUCUCCCCCGUCCGCGACAGCCUCCCCUUCUACAACAGAAGAGAAGCGGAGGCGGAAUUUGAGACAACAUCACGCGCCGCCGCCGCGGCAGCAUGCACCUCGUCCUCCACCACGCUCGGCCAGCUCCUGAAGUGCGUCGGCGACGUGCGGAAGGAAGCCGUCGGCGACGAAACUCCGGUGCACCAGGUGCUCGACAUGAGCGACGACGCCGCCGCCGAGCCGCGGACGAUCCCCUUCGUCCUCGCCUUCAGCCACCUCACCUACAGCGUGAAGUCCCGCCGCAGAGCCGCCGUCUUCCGCCCACGCGCCGCCGAUGAUUUGCCCGGAGCGAAGAUAAUACUCGACGACAUCUCCGGCGAGGCGCGCGACGGAGAGAUCAUGGCCGUGAUGGGCGCCUCCGGCUCCGGGAAAUCGACUUUGAUCGACGCGCUGGCGAAUCGCAUGGCGAAGGAGAGCUUGAAAGGAUCGAUCACUCUCAACGGCGAGCAGCUGGAAUCGAGGUUGCUGAAAGUCAUCUCGGCUUACGUAAUGCAAGACGAUCUCCUCUUCCCGAUGCUCACCGUGGAAGAAACCCUAAUGUUCGCGGCGGAGUUCCGGCUGCCGCGGACGCUGUCGCGGUCGAAGAAGAAGCUCCGCGUGGAGGCGCUGAUCGACCAGCUAGGGCUCCGCGGCGCCGCGGGGACCGUCAUCGGCGACGAAGGCCACCGCGGCGUCUCCGGCGGGGAGCGGCGGCGCGUGUCGAUCGGCACCGACAUCAUCCACGACCCGAUCCUCCUCUUCCUCGACGAGCCGACCUCCGGCCUCGACUCCACGAGCGCGUUCAUGGUGGUGAAGGUGCUGCAGCGGAUCGCGAGGAGCGGCAGCAUCGUGAUCAUGUCGAUCCACCAACCGAGCUCGCGGAUCAUGUCGUUGCUCGAUCGCAUGAUCUUCCUCUCGCGCGGGAAAACCGUCUUCAACGGCGCGCCGGCGAAUUUACCCCUCUUCUUCUCCGAUUUCGGCCAGUCGAUCCCCGACAACGAGAAUCGGACUGAAUUCGCGCUUGAUUUGAUUAGAGAACUGGAAGGAUCCGCCGGUGGAACUAAAAGCCUCGUCGAAUUCAACAAAUCAUGGCAGACGACAUUCAUCAACAGAGGCGGAUUUGAAAAUUCUUCGAAUUUGUCGCUCAAGGAGGCGAUCAGCGCGAGCAUAUCGAGGGGGAAGCUAGUGUCCGGCGCCGCCGCCGCCGGAGGCGGAGGCGGCGCCCCGAUGGUGCCGACGUUCGCGAACCCUAUCUGGACGGAAUUGGCGGUUUUGUCGAAGAGAUCCUUCAUGAACUCGCGGCGGAUGCCGGAGCUCUUCGGCGUGCGGCUCGCGGCGGUGGUGGUGACCGGAUUCAUCCUCGCCACCAUGUUCUGGCGGCUGGACGACUCGCCGAAGGGCGUACAGGAGCGGCUAGGGUUCUUCGCCUUCGCGAUGUCGACGACGUUCUACACGUGCGCCGACGCGCUGCCGGUUUUUCUUCAGGAACGGUAUAUAUUCAUGAGGGAGACGGCGUACAACGCCUACCGGCGGUCGUCGUACGUGCUGUCGCACUCGCUGGUGUCGAUUCCGGCGCUGGUGUUUCUCUCCCUCGCCUUCGCCGCCAUUACCUUUUGGGCGGUGGGGCUCGACGGCAGCUUUUUAUUCUAUUUUCUGAUAAUUCUGGCGUCGUUUUGGGCGGGGAGCUCGUUCGUGACGUUCCUCUCCGGCGUGGUGCCGCACGUGAUGCUAGGGUACGUGAUCGUGGUGGCGAUCCUGGCCUACUUCCUCCUCUUCAGCGGCUUCUUCAUCAACCGCGACCGGAUUCCGCCGUACUGGAUCUGGUUCCACUACAUCUCGCUGGUGAAGUACCCGUACGAGGCGGUGCUGCAGAACGAGUUCGCGGAUCCGGUGAAGUGCUUCGUGCGCGGCGUGCAGAUCUUCGACGGCACGCCGCUGGCGGCGGUGCCGGCGGCGAUGAAGGUGAGGCUGCUGGACAGCAUGAGCGGGACGCUGGGGAUGAGGAUCACCGCCACCACCUGCGUCACGACGGGGGCGGAUAUCCUGAGGCAGCAGAGCGUCGACGACCUCAGCAAGUGGAACUGCCUGUGGGUGACGGUGGCGUGGGGGUUCUUCUUCAGAGCGCUCUUCUUCGUCGCGCUGCUGAUCGGGAGCAAGAACAAGAGGAGGUGAUGGUGAUCGGCGGUGGCCGUCCUCGGCGGAGAUGGAGGCGGAGUAGAAGAUGAUCAUGAGGAUUUGGCGGGAAAAUUGGAAUGGGUGGAAUUGAAUUGAACGGUUCGAUUUGGGCGGAUUUAAAUUUGGGUUUUUUUUUUAGUUUUGUUAUUUAAAUAUCAAGAAGAAAUUAAGGGGUUUUUAUUUAUUUAUUUAUCCUUUUUUUUAUAAAUAAUUCUGACUUGAUAAA